Phalaenopsis equestris is the source of this 1149-nucleotide messenger RNA. RefSeq lists its product as uncharacterized. Bases 557 to 961 code for a protein of 134 amino acids. NCBI's taxonomy places the organism in Eukaryota, Viridiplantae, Streptophyta, Magnoliopsida, Asparagales, Orchidaceae. The record is from RefSeq and is a predicted model, not a curated record. The transcript has 7 exons.
GUAACCCUCGCAUGUCCCUUCCCGCCGCCCCCCGCACUUCUCUGUUUCGUCCAAAACCAUCGCCUUCGUCACCGAACCGUCUCGAUACAGUCGCAAUUGGAGUUAGCUGGGAACGCGACGACGGAAUCGCGGCUUACAAAGGCCCAAAAAUCCCAUUUUUUUCCUCCUUCAGCUCCUCUCCUACCCGAAACCAUUGAGGAAGGUAACUCCACGUUUUUUUUUUUUCGCGCGAAGCGUCCGUGCCGGAAUUACUAAAUCCACUGCUUCACGGGAUUUAGGUCGAAAUCCGUGAAAUCAGGAUUUAUCAAAUCCGAGGCUUUAUUUUGUCCAAAAUGACCGUCUGGCAUGUUUUAGGUUAAAUCCAGCUUAAACCCUGCUCUAAAUCAGUUACCAGACAGGCACUUAGGAAAUCACUAAGCCACAGACAUUGCAGUAUAAUUCUUUGUCAUCUUCCAACUCUUCGUCUACUGUCUGAAUUUGACGUGCAGAAAUUAUUGCUGGUCGUCGAUUUCAGGGCGAGAGCUAUCCGAUGAGUUGAGUAUCCAAAAAAGCAGUCAUGGCGAAACCCGACAAUGUUCCAGUCAGAUGCCCACACUGCGCUGGACCUCUCUCCAAGGACUUGGAAGCGAGUAGUUGGACGGUCGGGCCACUAGUCCGAGAUAGCUUCUCCAUGAUUGGCACAGCCGUGGGAGGUACUGCAAGUGCUUUUUUUGGAUUCAACCAUGUUAUGCCUGUGGUUAGGAGAUGGGCGAAGGGUCCCAUGUGGAUACGUUUUCUUGUUGGGGCUCCACCGGUGAUAGUAUUCUCUUCUGCUUGUGCUGGACUAGCAGGUGGUGCUGUACCUGCUCUAGCGCAGUUGGUUUCUUCUUCAAGCUAUUCAGCAAUGUCCUCCGGAUUUACUCGUAAAUCUUCCCAGGAUGACAAUAAUAUGCAAAAAUCCAGAAGCUCUUCUCCUCUGUAAUUCAGGCCCCGAGGAGAAACAAACUGUGGGACAUGAUCCAGGCUACAAUUGCUAAGCUUUCCCUCUAUUCGCUGUGAAUGUCUGUUACACUGCUACCAUUUUUCGGUGCAUGUUAUAUUAUAUGGUUCAAAUGCUUGCAAUGUUAUUAUUAAUUUUGUUUCUCUUAUUUACUUAACCUUUUGGUUUCA